AAUGCCCCUAGAGGCGGAUCCCAUCUACAGUCUUCCAUUCGCGUUCAGCACCACCACAGGACUUUACACCCAUCCGCGGACAGCGAUGCUUCUCCAACCGAUUCUAAUCCGAGUCGUCCUCAUCACCGGUUCCUCUCGGUGUCGGUUUCGAGGAGUUCAGCCAAGGUUUCUCACGCGAGUGACUACAGCCACCGUAUUUGAGUUAACAAAAGGUCACUGGAAGUGGAGAAAUCGGGCUUUAUAAAGGACAAAGAGGCUGUUGUUCAAAUGCAGUGCUAACUUUGAGGGGUUCAAGCAGCGAAAUCAUUUCUCUCUCUCUCUCUCUCUCUCUCUCUCUCUCUCUCUCUCUCUCGGACAGCUGAAGAUUGUUUUAAUCAUGCCUGUUCGGAGAGGUCAUGUCGCGCCUCAAAAUACGUUUCUUGGAAUAAUAAUUCGGAAAUUCGAGGGACAAAACAGGAAGUUUAUUAUAGCUAAUGCCCGGGUGCAGAACUGUGCAAUUAUUUACUGUAACGAUGGAUUCUGCGAGAUGACGGGAUUCUCGAGAGCUGACGUCAUGCAGAAACCUUGUACGUGUGACUUCCUGCAUGGGGAGCAAACCACGAGACAUGCGAUUGCCCAGGUGGCACAGACUCUCUUGGCAUCAGAAGAACGGAAAGUGAUGAUCACGUACCACCGCAAGGAUGGGUCCAACUUCCUGUGUAACACUCACAUCAUCCCGGUGAAGAAUGAAGAAGGAGAUGUGAUGAUGUUCAUCUUGAACUUUGAUUACGUUCUGGACGAGGAGAGCAACGACUCUCUAGAGAGACUAAACGUUACCCCACCUGCCAAACCUAAAAUCAGGAAAGGAAGAUUCUUGAGUUUUCAUCUGCGAGCCUUGAAGCUCUUGAGUGCCAGCAAGCAGUCUCUCCCACAGGACGAUCCAGACACGGUCAUGGUGGACUCUCCCAGGGCCAGCGAUGACUCUACAGCCAUGAUGCCCACCAAGGGCAGUUGCAGUCCAGAAGAGGCCAAUGACACACGGGCGCUCAUCAGCUCCAGUCAUCCCUCGUCCCCGGUCAAUGUGACGGUACCCUUGGAUCAGUCAUCACCCAAACACGCCUGGGACCGUCCCAGUCCUUCUCAAGCCCAGUCCACCACCUGCCUCACUCAGGCCAUCUCCAGAGACAUUGUGUGCAGCCGAAGACGAGCCUCUUCGGUCCAUGACAUCGAAGGGCUUAGUGCGAACUCCAAACGUCUGUUUAUGGACAGGCACACAAGUGAAGGACCGUUCAACCAUCUGAAGUCCAGUCUGCUGGGAUCAACGUCAGACUCCAAUCUAAACAAAUACAGCACCAUCAACAAGAUACCUCUCAUCGCACUCAACUUCUCUGAAGCCAACGAUAAGAAAGCGUCUUCCCCCCCAUCCUCAGAGAAAACCAUCAUCGCACCAAAGGUCAAAGAUAGGACACAUAAUGUCACAGAAAAGGUCACACAGGUGCUGUCGCUGGGUGCAGAUGUAUUACCAGAGUACAAGCUCCAAACUCCACGUAUGGACAAGUUCACUAUUCUCCACUACAGCCCUUUUAAAGCAGUCUGGGACUGGCUUAUUCUGCUGCUGGUCAUCUAUACGGCCAUUUUAACCCCUUAUUCUGCUGCCUUUCUGCUCAAUGACAGCGAGGAACAGAAACGACGCAAGUGUGGAUACUCUUGCAGCCCUCUUAACGUUGUUGAUUUAAUAGUAGACAUCAUGUUCAUCAUUGACAUCCUCAUAAAUUUUCGCACAACAUAUGUUAACUUGAACGAGGAGGUGGUGAGCCAUCCAGGGAAGAUUGCCAUACAUUAUUUCAAAGGAUGGUUCCUUAUAGACAUGGUGGCAGCGAUACCCUUUGACCUGCUCAUAUUUGGAUCGGGAUCAGAUGAAACGACCACUCUAAUUGGCCUCUUGAAGACAGCGCGACUUCUGCGAUUGGUUCGUGUUGCCAGAAAGCUGGACCGAUACUCAGAAUAUGGCGCUGCAGUUCUGAUGCUCCUAAUGUGUAUAUUUGCUCUAAUUGCGCAUUGGCUUGCCUGCAUCUGGUACGCCAUUGGAAAUGUUGAGAAACAGUUCCUGGAACAUAAGAUUGGCUGGCUCGAUAAUCUCGGGGUAUCCAUUGGAAAGAGAUACAACUACAGUGACCCGAAUUCUGGUCCGUCCAUCAAGGAUAAAUAUGUGACUGCACUGUACUUCACCUUCAGCUCUCUGACCAGCGUGGGGUUUGGGAACGUCUCCCCGAACACCAACUCAGAAAAGAUCUUCUCCAUCUGUGUCAUGCUAAUUGGAUCUCUGAUGUACGCCAGCAUUUUCGGCAAUGUUUCUGCCAUCAUACAGCGGCUGUAUUCUGGUACGGCACGCUACCACACGCAGAUGCUCCGCGUCAAAGAGUUCAUCCGUUUCCAUCAGAUCCCAAAUCCACUCCGACAAAGACUGGAGGAGUAUUUCCAACACUCAUGGACCUACACCAAUGGAAUCGACAUGAACACGGAGGUCUUAAAAGGGUUUCCCGAGUGUUUGCAGGCUGAUAUUUGUCUCCACCUGAACAGCAGUCUGCUUCAGGGAUGCAAGGCCUUCAGAGGUGCUACUAAAGGCUGUCUGCGUGCUCUCGCCAUGCGCUUCAAAACCACUCAUGUGCCCCCUGGAGACACGCUUGUGCACUGCGGGGAUGUGCUCACCGCACUCUACUUCUUGUCUCGGGGUUCCAUCGAAAUACUGAAGGAGGACAUUGUGGUGGCCAUUCUGGGUAAGAAUGACAUAUUUGGCGAGAUGAUCCACUUGUACGCCAAGCCUGGUAAAUCUAACGCAGAUGUGCGAGCGCUGAGCUACUGUGACCUGCACACGAUCCAGAGGGAGGAACUUCUAGAAGUUCUGGAUAUGUAUCCAGAGUUCGCAGAUUAUUUCCUCACCAAUCUGGAGCUGACCUUUAACCUCCGGGAUGAAAACACAAAGAACACAUAUUUACAAGCCAGUGAUUCAGAUGGAGAAGAUACAAAGAGCAGACAGAAGAUUUCUUUUAAGCGUAAACCAUCCAAAGGGGGAAGCCUCAAGGAAACAGACAGCGAGUCCUGGAAAGAGCGCAGAGAAUCCCGGCUGAGCUCCAAGAGAAGCUCUAAGGGCCAGUGCACCACCAGGGAGGAACAGCAGAGGCUUCUGGGAGCAGGGACAAUAGAGCUAUCCGUCAGUACAGAGUUACACAGCUACACCAGCUUGCAGUCCUCCUGCUGACGACAUGGAGAGAAAGCCGUACGAUGAUGAUAUCCAGACCGACAUAUGUUUAGCUGUCAGGACCAAACAGGAAAUGGCUACACAGGAACAGGUCGGGGUAGAAGAAGAGGAUCUGGACUGUGACAUCACAUAUGGAGAGGUGGAGCACAGGCUAGACCAAC
This is a messenger RNA of Xyrauchen texanus (razorback sucker), 3399 nucleotides long. RefSeq names its product potassium voltage-gated channel subfamily H member 7-like. Gene Ontology annotation, molecular function: inward rectifier potassium channel activity. Lineage: Eukaryota; Metazoa; Chordata; Actinopteri; Cypriniformes; Catostomidae. Gene Ontology annotation, cellular component: membrane. Bases 377 to 3238 code for a protein of 953 amino acids. Gene Ontology annotation, biological process: membrane repolarization during action potential; potassium ion transmembrane transport. The transcript has 14 exons. The record is from RefSeq and is a predicted model, not a curated record.